Mesorhabditis belari is the source of this 198-nucleotide messenger RNA. Lineage: Eukaryota; Metazoa; Nematoda; Chromadorea; Rhabditida; Rhabditidae. The record is from the annotation of a GenBank genome assembly.
AUGCAAUCGUAUUUCCUCAUCGCUUUAAUGGUUAUCUUGGCUUUGUGCUCGGUCUCGGUUGAUGCCUGGGGAAUGUGGGGUAUGCGCCGACCGUGGGGAAUGGGUUAUGGAAGGGGAAUGGGAAUGGGAUACGGCAUGGGAUACGGCAUGGGUGGAAUGGGCUAUGGAUAUCCAUCUUAUGGAUAUGGAUAUGGACGU